UUUAUCUCGAAACGGCAAACAAACAUGUUCAGCCUUCGAAUCCACUCCGUCGAGUUCCCCGACGCCAUCGCCGACCGCACCACUGCCGGAGCCGACGAAGUCGGCACCAGCAGCGGCGCCCCCGGUUGCAUAACCGCGUCUAGCCCCAUCUCCCCGCGCUCCGGUCACCCUCUCCCCUCCACCGCCUCCCCCACGACACCUCUCGAGCUGCCCGGCGCAACCUCCGCCGCGUCGGCACGAAACCCUAGGAUCCAGCACACCCGCGGCAUCCUGCACCUCUACCGCUCCUCCACCUCCUCGCCCGCUUCGUCCUACGCCUCCGCCGUCGCCGCCACUCCCUCCUCGUCCUCCUACUCCGGGCCGACCGCCCCACAGCUCCCCUGCGACUCUCUGCUCCCGUCAUGGCGCGGCACGCGGCUCCUGGUGCUCGCCGUCCCGACCCGCGUCUCGUCAGACGACUUUGUACGCUUCUGCGGCCCUUAUGUUGAGCACGCCUCCGAUAUUCGUGUGAUCAGUGAUGAUGGGGUGGAGGACCGGUACAGUGUGCUUGUGGAGUUUGAGGAUCAGAAGAGUGCUGAUGGAUUCUACCUGGACCUGAAUGGUUGGAGGUUCUCUUCAUCGGAGGUGGAGGUGUGCCAUGUUCUGUUUAUAGUUGCCGUGCAGUACACAUCGUCAGCCGAGAUCGCGGUCAUUCCACCAGUUGGAUCUACUGAGCUCCCGACAUGUCCUGUUUGCAUAGAAAGAUUGGAUCAAGAUAUCAGUGGAAUUGUGGCAACGAACUGUGAUCAUUCUUUCCAGUGUUCAUGUGUUUCAAUGUGGGUCAGUUCAUCUUGUCCGGUUUGUCAGUUUUGUCAGAAGUUGUCUGAAACUCCUACAGAUCCUACAUGUUCUGUUUGUCAGACCUCUGAAAACCUCUGGAUCUGUGUGAUAUGUGGUUUUGUUGGAUGUGGAAGGUAUAAAGAAGGCCAUGCAAUUAGGCACUGGAAAGGCACUCAGCACUGCUAUUCUCUCGAUUUGGAAACUCAGCGUGUUUGGGAUUAUGUCGGUGACAGCUAUGUUCAUCGACUUAAUCACUCAAAAAGCGAUGUGAAGCAUGCCAAGUUCAAGUCAAAGUGUGAGUAUUCUGGUGACAACUGUGUGAACUGCUCAUGCAAUGAUCACUCAGAUAUGGGUGGAGCUAUAUUCAGCAGCAAAACAGAAACAAUCGUGGAUGAAUACAACCGUGUUCUUGCAAGCCAACUUGAAACCCAAAGAGAGUACUAUGAGGCUCUUCUGUCAGAGGCUAAGAAAGAAAGGGAACAGCACAUUUCUGUUGCUGUGGAUAAAGCUGUAAACGAUAAGCUUCAAGAGAUGCAACUUAAGCUUGAAAAUUUAGCGUUGGAGAAAAAGAAAGUUGCAGAAAUGAAUGAAAAACUCACGAAGAGCCAGGAUAUAUGGCGCCAGACAGUAAAAGGAAUAGAGGAAAGGGAGAGGGCACAACUGAAGCUGAAGGAUGACACGAUUAUUGAUCUGGAAGAACAGAUAAAAGAUUUCAAAUAUAACAUCAAGUUACAGAAGUCGAUACAGAAGAAUGCACACGCUGAUGACCUCCAAGGAGGUAUGCUGGUGCCGUUGGCUAUGGAAUCCGACUCCGGAAAGGGUAAAAGGUCGUCAAGAACAAGCAGGAGGAGGAAUUAGUGGUAGGUAGCUAAGCUUUGCUAAAAGUUGACAGCAUGAACCUGCAGCAGUGACGCACAUGCUGUAUAUAUAUGUAAUAGUGCAGCACUGCAGUGUCUUGACUAGCCGCAUACUGUUCUGAAGCGUGAUAAGGUACUACAGCAUUUUUAUUUUUAUUUUGCGAAAAGUACUACAGCAUUGUUGGUACUUGGUA
Brachypodium distachyon (stiff brome) is the source of this 1870-nucleotide messenger RNA. Its product is annotated as BRCA1-associated protein. Gene Ontology annotation, cellular component: cytoplasm. Bases 25 to 1677 code for a protein of 550 amino acids. NCBI's taxonomy places the organism in Eukaryota, Viridiplantae, Streptophyta, Magnoliopsida, Poales, Poaceae. Gene Ontology annotation, biological process: Ras protein signal transduction; protein ubiquitination. Gene Ontology annotation, molecular function: zinc ion binding; ubiquitin protein ligase activity. The transcript is spliced from 12 exons. The record is from RefSeq and is a predicted model, not a curated record.